Wasmannia auropunctata (little fire ant) is the source of this 556-nucleotide messenger RNA. RefSeq names its product cyclin-dependent kinases regulatory subunit (gene Cks85A). The record is from RefSeq and is a predicted model, not a curated record. Gene Ontology annotation, biological process: regulation of mitotic cell cycle. Bases 137 to 421 code for a protein of 94 amino acids. Gene Ontology annotation, molecular function: protein kinase binding; histone binding; cyclin-dependent protein serine/threonine kinase activator activity. Gene Ontology annotation, cellular component: cyclin-dependent protein kinase holoenzyme complex; SCF ubiquitin ligase complex. NCBI's taxonomy places the organism in Eukaryota, Metazoa, Arthropoda, Insecta, Hymenoptera, Formicidae. The transcript is spliced from 4 exons.
ACAGGCAGGCGUCUAGAUAUAUUCAUACGCCCAUGACUCAAGUACCGGUGUUCUGAAAUAAGUCGAAAUACGUCACGUUCAAGUGUUCAAGUGCAACAGAUUGUUUAACUUUUGACACAUUUUAAUUCCAAGUAAAAUGCCGGUAGAUCAAAUUCAAUAUUCUGAAAAGUACAAUGAUGACACACAUGAAUACAGGCAUGUAAUACUGCCUGUUGAUCUAGCCAGGCAUGUUCCAAAGACUCAUCUCAUGACAGAAACUGAAUGGAGAAAUUUGGGAGUUCAGCAAAGUCCUGGAUGGGUUCAUUAUAUGAUGCACGGACCAGAGCCACACAUUUUAUUAUUUCGCCGAUUAAAACCUAAUGUUACGACAGCACCUAGAUAUACCGCUUUACAAGGGGAGUCUGUUGCAUGUUACAAUUGAAUCUGAAUGUGAUAACCUAGUGUGAGAUCAUAUCAAUGCAAAUGAGAUGUACGUUGAUGUAAGAUUGUAUUUUCUGCUACAUUUAUGUCUAAGUAUUUAUUAAUAGCAAAAGAAAUUAUUACAGCAGCAUAAAAA